AUUAGACAUAAUUCGCUACACCCUCUUUCUGCAUAGCAACAUACAUAAGCUGCUUCUUCUUCUUCUUUUUUCAACAGAGAAUCAAAACUGGAAAUUAAUCUUUUUUCUUCUUCGUAGAAUAAUUUCCUUCCUAGUAGUAUGUCGUAUUUCAUACGAAGAUCACAACCUAGGAUCACUACCACCUUCUCCUCGUUUCUAUACAAACUUGUCGGAAACUUGUCUCAAUCGCAUCCCAUAAUUCCUUCACCAACCUUAUUUUCUUGUCGCCAUUCCAUUCCAUUUUUCUCUUCAAGGAACGGUUACUCUCACGGGCUAUCUCCCACCCGGGCUCGCUUUUGGGCCUCUCAGCCCGCCGCCGCUGAACCCUCAACCUCCGAUGGGCUCACAGUCCAACAAAUUCUAGCCAACAAUUGGCCCAUUCUCGACGAAAACGACAGCGAUUGGAAGAGUCAUGCCAUGGCUAUAGCUCAAUCUAUUCAUUUGAUCAAACGCAGGUUACAGUGGAAGAAAUUGAAGGUUAGGUUGGAUAUGUUAUCAGCUCAGUUGAAUAAGGAAGAUCUUUGGGAUGAUCCUGUACUUGCAGGUAAAAUAAACCGGGAGCAUGGUUCGCUUCUUGGGAAAAUGAAAGAGGUGAAUGGAUUGGAGGAAGAGUUACUUGAACAUAUUGAAAUGAUAAAGCUUGCUCGCGAAGAGAAUGAUGCAGAAUUGGAAUUGGAAUCAAUGAAAGCAUUGCUUAACAUGAGAAGAAAUGCAAAAGAGAAAGAGCUAGAGGCAUUGCUGGCUGACGAGCAAGAUUCUUGUUCUUGCUACAUUGAGGUUCAGGCUGGGGCUGGGGGUACCGAAAGCAUGGACUGGGCUGCAAUGAUCAUGGAGAUGUAUAAAUUAUGGGCCCAACGACGUGGAUAUAAAGUUACUGUAAUGGAAGAAAUGCGUGGUGAGAUUGCAGGAAUCAAGCGAGCUACAAUCAAAGUAGAUGGUGAAUUUGCAUUUGGAUAUGCCAAAGCAGAAAUAGGAGUCCACAGGCUGGUGCGCAUAUCACCGUUUGACAGUAACAAGCGCCGGCAUACUUCAUUUGCUGCUGUUGCAGUUAUUCCAAACCUCGGUGAAGCAUCUUCUCGUGUACAGAUUAAUGAAUCUGAUCUUCGAAUUGAACGAUUUCGCUCUAGUGGUGCUGGUGGACAGCAUGCUAAUACUACUGAGAGUGCUGUAAAAAUAACUCAUAUUCCUACUGGAGUUACUGCAACUUGUCAGAAUGAAAGGUCGCAACAUCAGAAUAAGGCUUCAGCAAUGGCUGUGCUUCAGUCAAGAUUAAACCAGCUGGAGAUGGCACGCCAGGCGCAGCUGAAUGCCCAGCAUACACAAUCCUUCACUGACAUAACCUGGGGUAGUCAGAUUCGUAGUUAUGUUCUCCAUCCUUACCGAAUGGUGAAAGAUCUCAGAACUAACUACGAGGUUUCAGAUCCUGACUCUGUCCUUCAGGGAGACCUAGACGGUUUCAUCAUGAGCUAUCUAUCAGCUUCCUUAGAUAAAAAUGAAGAUGAUGCUUAAAUUAAUUAAACUGCCAGUUUAUGUUGGCACCGGCACAGUGCAUGUUUUUGUGCUCAAAUGGAUAUGUGUUUCGCAUUUUUAACGGUUUUGCACAGGUGAAGUUCACCGUCAUACAGUUGCUAUCACAUCAAGGUAUACUAGUGUACAAGGAGUCAAGGAUACAUGUUUGCCUUCCUAUGGGUAUUUUCACGGUCAUAAAUAAUUGAGUAUCUACAAUUAAAUACGGAAGCACGAAGCUCAAAAGCUUGAUUGAUUAUAAGGGCUUGCACUGCCCAAAUAACUUCUCAGCGACCUAUGCUGCGGCUGCUCAUGAUUCAUGUGCUUUAUGAUUCAUUUGUAUAUUGUAUAUUAAUAACUGUAGAUGGUAUUUGACAUUUAGAUUUUUUUUCUUCUCCUGAUAAAAGAUACAGACAGUACCUGUUUUGCUAACUCUGCUCAAGGAAUAAUGGCAGCGGAUAAAUUUUUGUAAUUUAUUUUUAUGAAUGAACACGACUCAUUCUUA
Messenger RNA from Trifolium pratense (red clover), 2050 nucleotides. Its product is annotated as peptide chain release factor PrfB2, chloroplastic. Gene Ontology annotation, cellular component: cytoplasm. Bases 139 to 1548 code for a protein of 469 amino acids. Gene Ontology annotation, biological process: translational termination. Lineage: Eukaryota; Viridiplantae; Streptophyta; Magnoliopsida; Fabales; Fabaceae. The record is from RefSeq and is a predicted model, not a curated record. Gene Ontology annotation, molecular function: translation release factor activity, codon specific. The transcript is spliced from 7 exons.